AGAGGUGGGGGAGUCCAGCAGGAAGGCACCAUCCGGUCAAGUUUUCUCCUACAGUACAGGUCUCCUCCACUCAGCAGCCAUGAAAUUCUCCCUCAUCGCAGCCGUUGUUCUGCUUGCUCUGGCACAAGGAAGCUUUGCCCAAGAUACUGCCGAUCUUGAAAAGCUCGGUCAGUACCUUGAGGACAUGAAGAACAAGAUGGUUCUGGACCUGACCGAGAUCAUACGCACCCACGACCUGGCCAACCAGGCUACGAGCUUCGUGAAUGAGAAGAAGACUCAGCUGGAGCCCCUGGUGGCUCAUAUCCAGGAGCAGCUGCAGACCGUGGCCUCCAACGCCGAGGCCCAGAUCAAGCCCCUGGCCGCCAACGUGCAGGCUCAGUUCCAGCCCCAGAUCGAUAGCUUCCAGCAGCAGAUGGAGGCCAUCUUCCAGCAGCUGACCAAGCCUGCCGCACCCAUCGAAAACUAACUGAUCAGUGCUCCUUAAAGAUGCAGCUGUGCCACACCACCACUGUGCAUCGGAUGCAGGCAGAAAUACAAGUGUUUCAGUGAUCGUUGACAUUAUCAUCUGUCCCAAAGCACAAUAAAAUCUUGAAACGCAACUG
This is a messenger RNA of Trematomus bernacchii (emerald rockcod), 602 nucleotides long. RefSeq names its product antifreeze protein type IV (gene afp4). The record is from RefSeq and is a predicted model, not a curated record. The transcript is spliced from 4 exons. Bases 80 to 466 code for a protein of 128 amino acids. NCBI's taxonomy places the organism in Eukaryota, Metazoa, Chordata, Actinopteri, Perciformes, Nototheniidae.